Molecule: messenger RNA, 779 nt
Organism: Capsella rubella
Lineage: Eukaryota; Viridiplantae; Streptophyta; Magnoliopsida; Brassicales; Brassicaceae
Product: casein kinase 1-like protein 8
Exons: 4
Source: RefSeq, a predicted model, not a curated record
ACAGGUUAUCAAUUUGACUAUGUAUUUGAUUGGACAAUCUUGAAGUAUCCACAGUUCAGUUCCGGCUCCAGCUCGAGCUCCAAGCCAAGAUCAAGCCUGAGACCAGCUCUGAAUCCUCCAGUACCAACCGCCGAAAGACCAGAUAAACCUUCAGCUGGAGCUGGGCAAGACAGUCGCGAUAGAUUUUCGGGUGCCUUAGAGGCAUAUGCUAGAAGAAAUGGCUCAGGAAGUGGCGCUGUUCAAGCUGAUCGAUCUAGACCAAGAACCUCAGAGAAUGUAUUAGCGUCAUCGAAGGAUUCAACACCGCAAAACUAUGAGAGAGUCGAAAGACCAAUCUCUUCAACAAGACACGCAAGUUCUUCAAGAAAAGCCGUUGUCUCGAGUGUUAGAGCCACUUCUUCAGCUGAUUUCACAGAGAACCGCUCUAGCAGAGUUAUCCCAAACAAUGGCCGUUCCUCAACCGCUCAGAGGACUCAGCUUGUUCCUGAUCCGACCUCUAGACCAUCUUCGUCUUCUUUUGCCCGAGCUGCGCCGUCAAGGACUGCUCGUGAUAUCACGCUCCAGAGCUUUGAGCUACUCACCAUAGGGAAUGGGAAGAGGAAGUGAGGCUUUUUUACACGGUAACACGGUGGUGAAUGAGAGUGGAAGAAACUACGACAUUUUUAUGGAUACUUUGUUCUUAUUUUCACGAAAUUAUCGGUUUCCUAAUUUAAGGAAUAAAUCGAACAUCAUUUGAUUACAAAUUAUAUGUGAUAAAGUAUAUGGUUUUAACUCGUUAA